GGAACCCAGAGUGAGGGAGAGUCGUGAAAGUUGCUGACUUUCCCUUUGGAUCUCCAAGGGAGAGAACUGGCUAAAUGUUUGUACUGAAAAUAAUACGAGUCCAAUAUUUCUUUUGCCAAGAACACUCCCCUGUUAAAGCUUGGAAGGUCUUGGGAAUCAUCUCCCCUAGAUCCAGAAACCGGCAGCAGGUAGAUAGUCUCUUGGUCCCUGACAGGUCUCCACUUGUCUUGAUGCCCCGCCCCCUCUGCAGGAGCCCGCGCGGCCGAUUGGCUAGGAGCACUUGGGCGGCGGAAGCAGCUGGCUCCCGCGGGGACUGCGGGGAGGGGGUGAGCAGUGAAGAUGGCGGCAGUAGUGGAGGUGGAGGUUGGAGGAGGUGCUGCUGGGGAACGGGAGCUGGAUGAGGUUGAUAUGUCAGACCUCUCCCCAGAGGAGCAAUGGAGGGUCGAGCACGCACGCAUGCAUGCCAAGCACCGUGGCCACGAAGCCAUGCAUGCUGAAAUGGUCCUCAUCCUCAUCGCUACUUUGGUGGUGGCCCAGCUGCUCCUGGUGCAGUGGAAGCAGAGGCAUCCCCGCUCCUACAAUAGCCUCAGGCUGUUGCCCUGGGUAGAGUGCAAUGACAUCACAGCUCACAGCAACCUCCAACUCCUGGGCUCAAGUGAUUCUCCUGCCUCUGCCUCCCAAGUAACUGGGACUACAGUAAAGCUGCACUGGUGGAGGUUCCUAGUGAUCUGGAUCUUGUUCUCUGCUGUCACAGCCUUUGUCACCUUCCGAGCCACCCGAAAACCUCUAGUACAGACAACCCCAAGGUUGGUUUAUAAGUGGUUCCUGCUGAUCUAUAAAAUCAGCUACGCUACUGGCAUUGUUGGCUACAUGGCUGUCAUGUUUACCCUCUUUGGUCUUAAUCUAUUAUUCAAGAUCAAACCAGAAGAUGCCAUGGACUUUGGGAUUUCUCUCCUCUUCUACGGCCUCUACUAUGGAGUUCUUGAACGGGACUUUGCAGAAAUGUGUGCAGACUACAUGGCAUCUACCAUAGGGUUCUACAGUGAGUCAGGCAUGCCCACCAAACACCUCUCAGACAGCGUGUGUGCUGUGUGUGGACAGCAGAUCUUUGUGGACGUCAGUGAAGAGGGCAUCAUUGAGAACACAUAUAGACUGUCUUGCAAUCAUGUAUUCCACGAAUUCUGCAUCCGCGGCUGGUGCAUCGUGGGAAAGAAGCAGACGUGUCCCUACUGCAAAGAGAAAGUAGACCUCAAAAGGAUGUUCAGCAAUCCCUGGGAGAGGCCUCACGUCAUGUAUGGGCAGCUGCUGGAUUGGCUUCGAUACUUGGUAGCCUGGCAGCCUGUCAUCAUUGGCCUUGUGCAAGGCAUCAACUACAUCCUGGGCCUGGAAUAGUCAGGAAGAACAUCAGUGGAGUACCCACCCCACCCACUGUGGACCUCAGGGCACUCUCCUCCCUGCCCACAAAGACCUCUUGGGUGGGAAAGACUCACAGGGGCACUUGGGCCACUCAGGACCCCUCCGGCUGUGUCCGGACUGGUGUGAGACAUGAUGGAGAGCCAGCCAGUGGGGCUGUCAGCAGUGGGGGGCUUUUUAAAAGAAAACUAUUUUGAUGAAUAUAUUUAAAAAAUCUUU
Messenger RNA from Nycticebus coucang (slow loris), 1632 nucleotides. RefSeq names its product ring finger protein 121 (gene RNF121). Gene Ontology annotation, cellular component: Golgi membrane; endoplasmic reticulum membrane. The coding region runs from base 340 to 1392 and encodes 350 amino acids. The record is from RefSeq and is a predicted model, not a curated record. NCBI's taxonomy places the organism in Eukaryota, Metazoa, Chordata, Mammalia, Primates, Lorisidae. Gene Ontology annotation, molecular function: ubiquitin protein ligase activity; metal ion binding. The transcript is spliced from 10 exons.